AUGACAGCUGUAGAAACGAUUGGAGGAAUAUUCGGGAGGGCGGUUGAGAGAGGUUCAGCCAUUCUGAUUUCAGCGAACGCCUGGCAAUGCGUGUGUGGCGAGGAAUGGCUCGGUGACUGGUUGGAAAAGGCCGGUGACAGCGAUGUUGGCGAUGGAGUGCUUGGAUGCCUAGUGACAGCGGCUCGUCGAUGCGCUGUUGAUCCCCAGAUGGAGACAGACGAGGUGCGCAGUGUAUGGGUGACGGUGACGGCGUCCAUUUUGGCAGCUGUCUCGCUCUUGAUCCUCAUCGCGAUCGCCUUCCUUUACAUCACCGACGGCAAACAAAGGGUGGUCCUGAUGCGACCGUUGACGUGGUCGAACCGCUUCGGAUCUGCACAAAGCUGA
Molecule: messenger RNA, 384 nt
Organism: Ostertagia ostertagi
Lineage: Eukaryota; Metazoa; Nematoda; Chromadorea; Rhabditida; Trichostrongylidae
Source: the annotation of a GenBank genome assembly